Nanorana parkeri is the source of this 2213-nucleotide messenger RNA. It is a transcript of the gene DMTF1, whose product is annotated as cyclin D binding myb like transcription factor 1. The record is from RefSeq and is a predicted model, not a curated record. The coding region runs from base 81 to 2213 and encodes 710 amino acids. Gene Ontology annotation, cellular component: nucleus. Gene Ontology annotation, molecular function: RNA polymerase II cis-regulatory region sequence-specific DNA binding; DNA-binding transcription factor activity, RNA polymerase II-specific. Gene Ontology annotation, biological process: regulation of transcription by RNA polymerase II. The transcript has 16 exons. NCBI's taxonomy places the organism in Eukaryota, Metazoa, Chordata, Amphibia, Anura, Dicroglossidae.
GCGCUGUGUUGCUUCAUCCUGGUAUCUCGGAGCCUCCAUCCUGCUCGCCAAGUACCCGGACUGAAAACAGGAAGUUGAGUAUGAGCACAGGUGACGAAGAGUCUGGAGGAGUGAAACUUCAAACCACAAGAAGCUCCCUAACACUCACACAGGACCUCGAUGGGAAUUUAAUCCUGCAUUGUCCUCAGAAUGUGUCCGAGAAUGACCAGAGCUUUGAGGUGACCAUGACUGCCACCACAGAAGUGGUGGAUGGCGACAUUAAUGAAGAAUCCAUAACUCAGAUACAGAUCCUCCAAAAUGAGCAGCUCGAUGACAUUUCUCCUGCAGGCAAUGAUGACAUGUCAUCAGUUAGCAGAGCAUGGUUUACCAGCAAAGAAGACAAAGAUUCUCUCACCAACAAAGGCCACAGAUGGAAGCAAGGCAUGUGGUCCAAAGAGGAGAUAGCAAUCCUAAUGAGCAACAUAGACCGAUACUUGAAGGCACAUGGUAUUAAAGAUGCAGCUGAAAUCAUUUUUGAGAUGUCAAAGGAUGAAAGGAAAGAUUUUUAUAGGACAAUCGCCUGGGGACUGAACCGCCCACUCUUUGCUGUGUACCGAAGAGUUCUUCGCAUGUACGAUGACCGGAACCAUGUUGGAAAGUACACACAUGCUGAAAUUGAAAAACUAAGAGAGUUACGUUUGAAGCAUGGGAAUGACUGGGCCACAAUAGGAGCUGCUCUAGGUAGAAGUGCCUCUUCUGUCAAAGAUCGCUGUCGACUAAUGAAAGAGACAUGUAAAACAGGGAAAUGGACAGAUGAAGAAGAAAGAAGGCUAACAGACGUUGUUCAUGAGCUGACGGGCACGGAGACUGGUGAUAUAGUAACACAAGGAGUGUCUUGGGCUUCCGUGGCAGAACGAGUGGGAACACGCUCUGAAAAGCAGUGUCGCUCGAAGUGGUUGAACUAUCUAAACUGGAAGCAGAGUGGUGGAACGCAGUGGACCAAAGAAGACGAAGUCAAUCUGGUUAUGAGAAUAGCAGAGCUCGGCGUGUUGGAUGAGAAUGACAUCAACUGGGAUUUAUUGGCAGAAGGCUGGAGCAGUGUUCGUUCUCCGCAAUGGCUCAGAAGUAAAUGGUGGACAGUAAAGAGACAGAUCGCAAACCACAAGGACGUGUCCUUUCCUGUAUUAAUUAAAGGUCUGCGUCAAUUGCACGAAAACCAAACUACUCUUCUGGGUUCUCAAGAUUUGGAGAACAAGCUGGACAUCCAGUCUCAAAGUGCAAAUUCCAGUGUUCAACGUGUUCAAAUAAGAGUAGCUCAUUUAGAGGACAGCCCAGGUCUUCCUCAGAGUUCCUUAGCAGCAUUGCAGAUCCCUGUGCAGAUUACUCAUCUAGACCCUACCUCCCCCAGUGCUGACCCAGAUGCCGCCACACUACAGACAUUUGAAAUCCUACCAUCAUUCUAUUUGCAGCCAGCCGGCACAACAGGCACCUUCAUUCUGCAGACAGGAUCUUCCCAAAGUCUUCCAUUAUCUUUGGCAUCCAGCCCUUCUGUUACCUUGACAUCCAGCACCUCCCCUGCAUCACCUGAGCAAAUUAUUGUGCACUCCUUAUCACCAGAACAUCUCCUCAAUGCAAAUGACAAUGUCACCGUCCACUGCCACACGCCUGGAAUUAUAAUUCGAACACUUGCUUCAGAUGACAUCUCCUCACCCUUCGCUCAGACUGAGCUCUCCAUAGACUCUGCCUUGCAGCAACAAGACUUGAACAGUCCUCAGAGUUGUCACGAAGUUGACCAUCUUCCCCGGGAGAUCCACCAUAAUGACAUUAACAUUAGCCAUGACUCUUUGUAUUGCACUGAGCAGUCCUCAAAGAUGAGGGUGGGGGGUACUAUAAAACUGUUCCCACAUUCUAAAAUACCAGAGCAGAUAACCAGUGUGAGGGUGAAACCAGGUGAAGCUUGCAAUGCCUUGAAAGAAAACCUUGUAAAAAAGGAUCUUGGACACUCUGCUCUAGAAGAACAUGCCAGCAAGCUUCCAGCUGAAGAGACAGUGCUUAUUGUCCCAUCAUGUCGUCAUAGUUACAUACAAAGUGAUGAUAUUGAUGGAGAAUCUGUGCUUCCUCUGACCACACUUGCAGAUCCAAUAUUGCAGCACCACAGGAAUAAAUCCCAUGGUCUUGUCUCCUCGGUUGAUGGACCAGACUCUGAUGACUUAAAAGAUGUGGAGGAUUUAUAG